Messenger RNA from Leishmania braziliensis MHOM/BR/75/M2904, 4053 nucleotides. RefSeq lists its product as hypothetical. The coding region runs from base 1 to 4053 and encodes 1350 amino acids. Lineage: Eukaryota; Euglenozoa; Kinetoplastea; Trypanosomatida; Trypanosomatidae. The record is from RefSeq and is a predicted model, not a curated record. The transcript has a single exon.
AUGAAGCAGAUUAACGUUGAAACGGCGACGAGGGAGCAGCUUGUCGACUUUAUUCGCUGCAUGCACACACAACUGCAGCGCGAGCAAGAACGAGUGCGCGAGUUGGAGUCUCAAGUUAGUGGCCUUCAGUCCUUCAUCCAGGAAAAGAACGCCGAGAUUCGUGAGCUUCGCCAGCAGAGCGACAGGCUGACAGAGAAGUCUGCAAGCGACGAGGAAACCAUCAGUACUCUAAUCAAACAGAUGGAGGGAAUGGGCUCUGGGGAGUCGCCUUUGGUCAGUGUAGUACCACUCAGUGCCACCACUGGUGUCCAGCGCGGCAGAACGGCCGAGCGUGGCAAGGGAAAAUGGUACCCCUCUGCCGAUGCGGCAGGUGGCGAGUACAAGCCUGAGACACACCGACCGCUUGACACGGUGGGUAAAGGCGACGUAGGUCGCCGAGCCUCUCGUACACCGCCCCCUGUCAAGGUUAAUGCGGAGAGUGCUCUGGAACAGCUGAAGUCGCAAAACGCCGCCGCCACCGCCACCAUUGCCACGAAAAUGGAGGAGGUAUUUGCCCUGGAAAAGAAGGUGCGAGAGCUGACAGAGGUGAAUGCGUUCUACUCCGCCAUUGUCUCUCAGCACGACCAAGAGGAAAAGGUCCGCAUGAGUCAAGCACUGGGAUGUUACAGUGGGCACUCCGAUGAUGACGUAGCUGGUCUUCGUCAGGAGGUUGAACGGUUGCAGCUUCGCAUCUCCUCCAUGGCCGACCGGGGCGAAAAGCUGCAGCGGAUCAUCAAGGCGGUAGAGUGUGACAAGGUUGCGCUGAGUGAGGAGAAUGAGGCUCUUAAAAGGGAGUUAGUGCUGCUGGAGGCAGAGAUGGAGGAGAUGACACGUGAGUACGCACGGGCUCGAAAGUCGCUCGUAGCGGCUGCGACGACAGCUGCACAGCCAUCUUCCUCGCUGGAGCGGGGGCUCACGUUCGCAGAGAUAGCGCCACAAGUACGCGCCGCCUCUGCGCCCCAACAAGGCCUCAUGCGAGAGCCGCCGUCCAGAGGAACAGCUGUGACUGUCGACCCCUACUUGCAGAAUCCCGAUCGCUGUGUUUCCUACCUCUCAUCCAGCCCCGCUCCCUGUGUGUCGCCACUUGCGCGCGACGAAAGACAGAGUGUGAUUGGUGGGGUAGCCACUUCUGCACAAACAGGAUCUACCAUGCCAACAAAGCAGUCACACUCGCGCUUCACCUUCCGAUCGCUUCGCCCGAUGCGCGUGCGCAGCCCGGACGCGCACGAAAGGGAGCUGCUAGACCGAAUACACUUUUACGAGGAUCAGUUUGCCCAGAUGGAGGCGUUUGAGGCAGAUCGGCAGCGCAGUUUUGAUGAAAUGGAGCGGAACCGAGCAGAGCUCUUCGUUUCAAUGAACAGUCAGCUUGAAAAGCAGCGAAAAGAGAUCUACAGACUGCGCAAACUGCACGAGGAGACAUCUAUCAAGUCCUCCGCUACGGCACGUCCAUCACACAACCACUCUCUUGCGUCCUUGCCAAGCAGAGAAGAGGAAGGGGAGAGAGGCAGCUCGCACCGCCGUGGGCCAUCCCCUGUAGAACGCUCUCUCACGGCAGUGCCGACAAGUUUGCAGUCACUGCACUUCGACUCUCUCGACAACUUAGACGCUGCUGACAACGCUACUGCGGCGUGGGUCAACGAGCGAGAGAGUGCCCUCUCAUGUAGUCGUCAUAGGCGGCAGGUCUCCUCAGAGGCUUUAUCAACUUCUUUUGGCCUCCUCGAUGAGCUUAUGUGGCGUGAAAAACACGCACGCUCGCGUAUCUGUACAGAGGCUGUUGAGGAAGAGCUGCAGCUCUUUGCUGGCAUGCACAUUGGCACGGUCCGCCUCUUUGCCGGGGCGCUGGAAGCGCGUGAAGCUCAUCUUCUUUGUGAGACGGCUGAUCUGAGGAAAGAUGUGGGCGCGCUGCAGGCGCGCGUCGUCGACCUCGAAGCACAGCUGGCCAUCGCCAGAGAGGCGGAGAAAGUGCUCUUAGGGGGCGCGACGGACUCGGAGGCCAUAGGGAUGACAGGGGUUUCAGACCCAGACUCACCCGAAACGAAUUUAUUAUAUGUUGCCACAUCACUCUCGGAAAAAAAAACGUUAUACACGGCCUUUAUGGCGCUGGAAGCAUACGGCACCGUUCUGGAGUACCAUAGGGAGCUUAUCAAGAUCUGUCGAUUGAGCAGUUCUGGGGCCGUGGAGGUGGUGGAGCUAGGAGAAGACUGCAUGCAUGCUGAGAUUGCACGGGAUCUGGAAGAGGUACAGAUGGUGCUGGACUCAGUUCGGUGCCUGUCACAGCUACAGCCGUCGUUGUCCCAUGCAGCAACGCCUCAUCUCUACGACACGUCAUCUGCGUCAAGAAUUGUGGGUGAGCUUCUCACGGCUUGCGAAACCGACACAGGCACCUGUGACGAGGAGGCAGACGUAGCGGCGGCUAGCAGCAGGGAUCAGUCAUCUUCGCACCUGGCUCCACCGCAAACCUUUUCCCAACCUACGCAAACGCAGAUCGCGUCGCUGUCGUCUCAUACGGAUGUUGCGGACAGAGAAGAGGAGAUCAUACACGGCGUGGCUGGGAUUGCGGGAGAAUUGCACGCUAUUUCUUAUGUGCCUCCUGAUAUCUUUUCGCAGGAGCAGGCGGCUGCUGUGGUUACCAAAGCCUCUGGUGACGACGCAGUUCCACUGCCUCUGAGCAUCGCAGAAGCCGUCACUGAUAUAUCACCGUUUCAGGACUCUCUUGAGGAGGAGCAUUCCCACAUCUCUGCUGCGACGAGCGGCGAUGGGAGCGCGAGAACUGCUGACUCGGGGAAUGUUUCCCCAAUGUCCCACAAGACGAUUGCUGCCUCUUUCAACGAUGGCUACUUGCCACCGGGGAAAAAGAAGCUGGAGGCGGAGCGGGAGGCCAUUUCGAGCACUGGUGUGACCGCAUCAGUAGCAGAACCUCGUCAGGUUGAGUCGUCAGUUGCCGAGAGUGCGGACCUCCAUAAGGAAGAUGAUGCUCGAGAGGAAUACCAGGCCUCAGAUGGUGCCGAGGAUGAGAGCUCAGAGGCACACGACGACGGUACUCUGAGCUCCACUUCGCAAUUGGAGGUCACAGAGGGAGAGGAGGCGGAGUUCCUGGCACAGCUGGAGAAAGAGAUGGCGAAGGGUGGGUUGGAAAUAGUAACGGAGCACAGAGAAGAUGAGGGUGGGAUAGUGGCUUCCCCAGGUGACCUUGACAUCGAUAAUGGGGGCGGAGAGGAACGCGAGGCGGGGUGCGGAGAGGGCCAGCCUGCAGACAGUGAGGUCGCUAGAGCAGAGGCUUCAUCAGAGGCCCGUGCUCCUCCCUCUUGUGGCGCUGAUGGAGAGCAGCAAAGCCGCCGAGGUGACACCUCUCAGGAAAAGGAAGGGCUGGAUCCUGUCGUCCUCGAAGAUGAGUUCAACGAAGCCGAGUUGCCAAUGGAGUCACCUGACGAACGGUCUGGCAAAUCUACUGCAGCUUCUUCGCUGUCGCCUAACAGUGACAAUGUGUCAGAGGAGCGGUCUUCUACAUCUCCCACGAGCACUACCUCGUCGUCCUUGGUAACCGGUACGUCGACCUCCGGGGAAGGCGUCCAUUUUGAGUCUGCUGUUGUGCGCGAUCACCUUGCACCACAGAUCUCUGUUCCUGUGGCCGAACCGCCAUUACUGCCACCCCUUCCGUCAAUAUCUUUAGACUCUCUUUUUGGCGUAUCUGGAGGCAAGGCCCCUUCUGCCUCCGCAGAGCGCAACGACGGCCGCCAGUCAUUCCCUGCUUCAUCCGCACUGUCGCCGCCUCUUCCGCUCUCCGACCCCAAAGUCUCACCCAGAUUUGACACUCUCUGCACUGCGAUGACGCCGACACCACCUCCACAUAGUAUGUUAGCGCCUUGUCUGCAACAGACUCCUUCACGACCGUACUUCUCGUCGUUCCCCUCCGAAGAACAGCACUUGCAGACAUCAGGUGGGUUCGAGGGGCCCAACUCGCAUGAUUCCUCAUCUGGCGAUGACUUCGAGGCGGAAUUCGAUCCAUUUGCGUAA